AUGGGUCUUUUUUGUGAUUCUUACACACCCAGUUGCUUGAUUAGUGCUUGUGUGAGUUUUCAAGAAAAUGUGGUGGCUCAUUGUGUGUUCUUGAAAUUAGGGUUUUUUUGUAAUGUGUUUUUUGUUAGUGGGCUAAUUGAGAAUUACUGUAGAUUAGGGUUUGUGAGAGAGGGGGAGAGGUGUUUUGAGGAGUGUGCGGUGGUUGAUUGUGUUGUUUGGACUGCUAUGAUUAAUGGGUUUGUUGUGAAUGGGUGGUUUAGUGAGGCUAGGGAGAUUUUCUUGAAAAUGAGAUGGUUAGGGUUGGAAAUUAAUGAGUUCUGUUUGAGUGGUAUGCUUGGUGGGUUGUUUGAUGUUGUUGAGGGGGAGCAAAUUCAUGGGUUUUUAGUGAAGAUGGGAAUUUUAUGUGGGUGUUCAAGUCAUGUUAAUAAUGCACUUAUGAAUAUGUAUAGUAGGUUUGGGUAUAGGGUAUGUGCAGUUAAGGUGUUUGAUGAAAAUCCGAGACCGGAUGUGGUUUCGUGGUCGGGGAGGAUUAAUGCUGCUUAUGAUGGACUGGAGGCUUAUAGUUUGUUUAAAAUGUGUGUUGAUAGAGGUUUGGAGAUUAAUGAGUUUUGUAUUACUAAUACUUUGUCAGUGGUGGGAGGAGCGGAUGUGUUAGGAUGGGGAAAACAAAUUCAUGGUCUUUGUUGCAAGGAUGGGUAUUUGACUGAGUCAUCUGUUUGUGGUGCUUUGAUAUUUAUGUAUGGGAAGUGUGGGGAAAUGAGUGAUGCUGAACGGUUGUUUGACGAAAUGGUGUUUCAAGACUCUGUUUCUUGGAAUGCUUUGAUAAGUUGUUAUGCUGAAAAUGGACUUCAAGAUCAAGCUAUUGCACUGUUUUCUGAAAUGCAAAAGUUUCGAGUAGAGAUUAAUAAAUAUACUCUUGCCAGUGUUCUUAGAGCAGCAUCGCGUUCUGAUUCCUCAAAGCAGGCAAUGCAAAUCCAUUCAAUCAUAGUCAAGCUUGGCUUCGUGUCAGAUGAAUCCAUGCAGACCUGUUUAAUGACAACGUAUGGGAAAUGCAAUGCUAUUACUGAAUCAAAAAGGCUGUUUUCUGAGAUUGAUCGUGUGAAUACUGUACAUCUCAAUGCAAUGUUAAGCACAUGUAUUCAUGCUGGCUGCCAUGCUGAUGUGCUGGAAUUUUUCCAAGCGAGAUGGAGCCAGUGCUUGGCAGUUGAUCAUGUGACUUUUACUGUGCUUUUUAAAGCUUGUGGCUUUUUGACAAAUUUAGAUCAUGGGAAAACUAUCCAUUCUCUGAUUCUGAAAUUGGGCAUGGAUAAGAAUAUAUUUAUUAAGAGUGCUGUUAUAGAUGCUUAUUGCAAGUGUGGAAGUAUAAAUGAUGCAGAGAAGGCUCUUAGAGAUAAAGAUCAACACAAUUUAGCAGCUUGGAAUGCUAUGAUGAUGGGAUAUGCUCAAUGUGGCAGAUAUCACGAAGUUUGCAAUUUAUUAAGCACAAUGUCUGAAUGUGGGGUGCAACCCGAUGAGAUAAGUUACCUUAGUGUUCUUAGUUCCUGUUGUCAUGCAGGACUGGUGAAUGAAGCAAAAUAUCACUUGAGUUCCAUGUUCGAUCUUCAUGGAGUGGUCCCAUGUUUAGAACACUAUGCUUGUGUAGUUGACGUUCUGGGUCGAGUUGGUCUGCUUGAAGAGGCAGAAAGGACUAUUUCUCAAAUGUCUAUUGUCCCUGAUGCCCAAAUAUGGCAAAUUCUUCUAUCAGCAUGCCAUGUUCACGGAAACAUUGAUCUAGGACAAGUUGCGGCAAGGAAACUUCUUGAGCUGCAGCCUGAAAAUGACUCUGUUUAUGUUCUUCUCUCCAAUCUCUAUGCUUCUGCUGGCAUGUGGAAUGUUGUUAGUAAAUUGAGAAGGAGAAUGAAGGCAAAAAUAGUGGACAAGGAACCUGGUUCGAGUUGGACUCAGGUUAAAGGGGCCAUUCAUUACUUUUUUGCUGCUGAUGCAUCUCAUCCUGAGUGUAAGGAAAUUUAUUUCAAUCUGCAACUUUUGAGUAAUCAGAUGGCGGAAAUACCUGAUGAAAAGGAAGAUGGCAUAAGUUGCUAUGCAGACAUUGAAUAA
Molecule: messenger RNA, 2097 nt
Organism: Daucus carota subsp. sativus
Lineage: Eukaryota; Viridiplantae; Streptophyta; Magnoliopsida; Apiales; Apiaceae
Product: pentatricopeptide repeat-containing protein At3g53360, mitochondrial-like
Exons: 1
Coding region: 1-2097 (698 amino acids)
Molecular function (GO): protein binding
Source: RefSeq, a predicted model, not a curated record